AUGAAGUUCAGCUCUCAAGUCAGCUCCUCCCGGAGGAAGUCGAGGAAGGCGCACUUUACGGCGCCUUCCAGUGUACGUCGCAAGAUUAUGACGGCCCCGUUGUGCAAGGAACUGAGAAGAAAGUACAAUGUCCGAUCCUUGCCGAUUCGCAAGGAUGAUGAGGUCAUGGUUGUCAGAGGACAUCACCAUGAUCGUGAGGGCAAGGUGACAAAGGUUUACAGAAAGAAAUGGGUCAUCCAUAUCGAGCGCGUGACACGUGACAAGGCUAACGGCGAAACGGUAACGAUCGGCAUUCAUCCUAGCAAAGUGGUGAUCACGAAAGCCAAGCUGGACAAAGACCGAAAAGCGUUGCUGGAGAGGAAAAGCCGGGCAACUUCCAAGGGCAAAUAUACCGAAAAGGACGUGGCAAUGUCUCAAGUCGACUGA
Molecule: messenger RNA, 426 nt
Organism: Neospora caninum
Lineage: Eukaryota; Apicomplexa; Conoidasida; Eucoccidiorida; Sarcocystidae
Product: 50S ribosomal protein L24P, related
Exons: 4
Coding region: 1-426 (141 amino acids)
Biological process (GO): cytoplasmic translation; ribosomal large subunit biogenesis
Cellular component (GO): cytosolic large ribosomal subunit
Molecular function (GO): RNA binding; structural constituent of ribosome
Source: RefSeq, a predicted model, not a curated record